Messenger RNA from Megalobrama amblycephala (Wuchang bream), 11509 nucleotides. RefSeq names its product serine-rich adhesin for platelets-like. Bases 42 to 11501 code for a protein of 3819 amino acids. The transcript has 2 exons. The record is from RefSeq and is a predicted model, not a curated record. Lineage: Eukaryota; Metazoa; Chordata; Actinopteri; Cypriniformes; Xenocyprididae.
CAGAAAACACCUACUCUUCUGUGUGUGCAACAGCAGCCAAAAUGACAAGAACAGUCAUACUCCUUUACUUCUUUUUGGCAGUCUGUCCUCUGUCUGAUGGCAAUCUCAUUGAUUGGCCUUUUCCAUUUCUGAAUCAGAGUGCACACCUGGGAUCAGGGAAACUUUGUGCAACGCUGCAACUGCAGACCAAUUUUCCCUGGUUCAGUGUAAACCUGUCAGUGAGUGAAAAUGUGCUGCUGAAUCCUGGAAAAUGGCUUCUGGAGAGUCUGUCACUGAAGGUGGAAAAAACCUGCAGUUUCAUGGUCUUUCAACAAGACAAAGAAAGCCAAUAUUUUCCUAGAGGAUUCUAUUCAAACAUUACUAUAAAUUCCAUCAGUACACAGUCAGAAAUUUUGUGUAUUUGCAUAAAACUGCAAACCAGAUACAGACGUGCUCCAACAUUUCAAGAUUUAAGCAAUUUAUGGGACAUCCUCGCACCUCCACCUGAUAACAACUAUUGGCAGAAAGUGUGGAUUUCAGAACAUUUCAAUGAAAGCUUCAAAUUUGAACCCAAAUUUCAAAAUAAAGCUUCCAAAUACAGAAUUAAAUACAGAACCAUGGCAAAAAUGGAAAUUUAUGAUUUCACUGACUCGAAAGAGGAAAUAAAAAUUUUAAUGAGAAAUGAUUAUGUUGUGGUUGAUCUUGACAAAAAUGGUAAGCCAAUUCAUUAUGAACGAGUUACGGAAGAUAUUGCUAAACAAUUAUCAGAAAUCACUGAAAAUGCUGUGACUACAAACGUGACUACAGCUGCAACUGCUGUCAGAGAAGGGGCAAACGUGACUACAGAUGUGACUACAGACGUGACUACAGCUGCAACUGCUGUCACAGAAGAGCCAACUAUGACUACAGCAGCGACUACGGUCACAGAAGAGACAACUAUGAUUACAUCAGCGACUACGGUCACAGAAGAGCCAACUAGGUCUACAGCAGCGACUACGGUCACAAAAGAGAUAACUAUGACUACAUCAAAAAGUACAGUCACAGAAGAGCCAACUAUGACUACAUCAGCGACUACAGUCAAAGAAGAGACAACUAUGACUACAGCAGCGACUGCGGUAACAGAAGAGACAACAUUCAUUACGUCAGCGACUGCGGUCACAGAAGAGACAACUAUGACUACAGCAGUGACUGCAGUCACAGAAGAGACAACUAUGACUGCAUCAGCGACAACGUUCGCAGAAGAGACAACUGUGACAAUAUCAGCGAGUACAGUCACAGAAGAGACAACUAUGACUACAUCAGCGACUACGGUCACAGAAGAGCCAACUAUGACUACAGCAGGGACUGCGGUCACAGAAGAGUCAACCAUGACUGCAUCAGCAACUGCGGUCACAGAAGAGACAACUAUGACUACAGCAGCGACUGCAGUCACAGAAGAGACAACUAUGACUGCAUCAGCGACAACGUUCGCAGAAGAGACAACUAUGACUACAUCAGCAAGUACAGUCACAGAAGAGCCAACUAUGACUACAUCAGCGACUACAGUCACAGAAGAGCCAACUAUGUCUUCAUCAGCGAGUACAGUCACAGAAGAGCCAACUAUGACUACAGCAGCGACUGCGGUCACAGAAGAGACAACUAUGACUACAGCAGCGACUACAGUCACAGAAGAGACAACUAUGACUACAACAGCGACUGCGGUCACAGAAGAGACAACUAUAACUACAGCCGUGACUGCGGUCACAGAAGAGACAACUAUGACUACAGCAGCGACUGCGGUCACAGACGAGACAACUUUCACUACGUCAGCGACUACGGUUAAAGAAGAGCCAACUAUGACUACAGCAGCGACUGCGGUCAGAGAACAGAAAACUAUAACUACAGCAGCGACUGUGGUCACAGAAGAGACAACCAUGACUCCAUCAGCGGCUGCGGUCACAGAAGAGAAAAACAUGACUGCAUUAGCAACUGCGGUCACAGAAGAGCCAACUAUGACUGCAUCAGCGACAACGGUCGCUGAAGAGACAACUGUGACUACAUCGGCAAGUACAGUCACAGAACAGACAACUAUGACAACAUCAGCGACUACGGUCACAGAAGAGCCAACUAUGUCUACAGCAGCGACUACGGUCAGAGAAGAGACAACUAUGACUACAUCAGCAAGUACAGUCACAGAAGAGCCAACUAUGACUAUAUCAGCGACUACAGUCACAGAAGAGCCAACUAUGACUUCAUCAGCGAGUACAGUCACAGAAGAGACAACUAUGACUACAGCAGCGACUGCGGUCACAGAAGAGACAACUAUAACUACAGCAGCGACUAUGGUCACAGAGGAGACAACUAUGACUACAGCAGCGACUGCGGUCACAGAAGAGACAACUAUGACUACAGCAGCGACUACGGUCACAGAAGAGACAACUAUGACUACAACAGCGACUGCGGUCACAGAAGACACAACUAUGACUACAGCCGUGACUUCGGUCACAGAAGAGACAACUAUGACUACAGCAGCGACUGCGGUCACAGACGAGACAACUUUCACUACGUCAGUGACUACGGUCACAGAAGAGCCAACUAUGACUACAGCAGAGACUACGGUCACAGACGAGACAACUAUAACUACAGCAGCGACCGCGGACACAGAAGAGACAACUAUAACUACAUCAGCGACUACAGUCACAGACGAGACAACUAUAACUACAGCAGCGACUGCAGUCACAGAAGAGACAACUAUGUCUACAGCAGCAACCGCGGUCACAGAAGAGACAACUAUGACUGCAUCAGCGACAACGGUCGCUGAAGAGACAACUGUGACUACAUCAGCGAGUACAGCCACAGAAGAGCCAACUAGGACUACAUCAGCAACUACGGUCACAAAAGAGCCAACUAUGACUACAGCAGCGACUGCGGUCACAAAAGAGACAACUAUGAUUACAUCAGCGACUACGGUCACAGAAGAGCCAACUAUGUCUACAGCAGCGACUACGGUCACAGAAGAGCCAACUAUGACUACAUCAGCGAGUACAGUCACAGAAGAGCCAACUAUGACUUCAUCAGCGAGUACAGUCACAGAAGAGCCAACUAUGACUACAGCAGCGACUGCGGUCACAGAAGAGACAACUAUGACUACAGCAGCGACUACGGUCACAGAAGAGACAGCUAUGACUACAACAGCGACUGCGGUCACAGAAGACACAACUAUGACUACAGCCGUGACUGCGGUCACAGACGAGACAACUUUCACUACGUCAGCGACUACGGUUACAGAAGAGCCAACUAUGACUACAGCAGCAACUGCAGUCACAGAAGAGAAAACUAUAACUACAGCAGCGACUGUGGUCACAGAAGAGACAACCAUGAAUCCAUCAGCGGCUGCGGUCACAGAAGAGAAAAACAUGACUGCAUCAGCAACUGCGGUCACAGAAGAGACAACUAUGACUACAGCAGUGACUACGGUCACAGAAGAGCCAACUAUGACUGCAUCAGCAAGUACAGUCACAGAAGAGCCAACUAUGACUAAAUCAGCGACUACAGUCACAGAAGAGCCAACUAUGACUACAGCAGCGACUGCGGUCACAGAAGAGACAACUAUGACUGCAGCAGCGACUAUGGUCACAGAGGAGACAACUAUGACUACAGCAGGCACUACGGUCACAGAAGAGACAACUAUGACUGCAGCAGUGACUGCGGUCACAGAAGAGACAACUAUGACUACAGCAGCGACUGCGGUCACAAACGAGACAAUUAUAACUACAGCAGCGACUGCGGUCACAGAAGAGACAACUAUGACUACAGCAGCGACUGCGGUCACAGAAGAGACAACUAUGACUACAGCAGCGAAUGCGGUCACAGAAGAGACAACUUUCACUACAGCAGCGACUGUGGUCACAGAAGAGACAACCAUGACUGCAUCAGCGACUGCGGUCACAGAAGAGACAACUAUGACUACAGCAGUGACUCCGGUCACAGAAGAGACAACUAUGACUGCAUCAGUGACAAUGGUCGCUGAAGAGACAACUGUGACUACAUCAGCGAGUACAGUCACAGAAGAGCCAACUAUGACUACAUCACUGACUGAAGUCACAGAAGAGCCAACUAUGACUACAGCAGCGAUUGCGGUCACAGAAGAGACAACUAUGACUACAUCAGCAACUACAGUCACAGAAGAGUCAACUAUGACUACAGCAGCGACUGCAGUCUCAGAAGAGACAACUAUGACUACAGCAGCGACUACGGUCACAGAAGAGCCAACUAUGACUACAGCAGCGACUACAGUCACAGAAGAGCCAACUAUGACUACAGCAGCAACUGCGGUCACAGAAGAGCCAACUAUGACUACAGCAGCGACUACGGUCACAGAAGAGACAACUAUGACUACAUCAGCAAAUACAGUCACAGAAGAGACAACUUUCACUACAUCAGCGACUACGGUCACUGAAGAGACAACUAUAACUAAAGCAGCGACCGCGGUCACAGAACAGACAACCAUGACUCCAUCAGCGGCUGCGGUCACAGAAGAGACAACCAUAACUGCAUCAGCGACUGCGGUCAAAGAAGAGACAACUAUGACUACAGCAGUGACUGCGGUCACAGAAGAGACAACUAUGACUGCAUCAGCGACAACGGUCACUGAAGAGACAACUGUGACUACAUCAGAGAGUACAGUCACAGAAGAGCCAACUAUGACUACAUCAGCAACUAUGGUCACAGAAGAGCCAACUAUGACUACAGCAGCGACUGCGGUCACAAAAGAGACAACUAUGAUUACAUCAGCGACUACGGUCACAGAAGAGCCAACUAUGUCUACAGCAGCGACUAUGGUCACAGAAGAGACAACUAUGACUACAUCAGCAAGUACAGUCACAGAAGAGCCAACUAUGACUACAUCAGUGACUACUGUCACAGAAGAGCCAACUAUGACUUCAUCAGCGAGUACAGUCACAGAAGAGCCAAAUAUGUCUACAGCAGCGACUACAGUCACAGAAGAGCCAACUAUGACUACAUCAGCGACUACGGUCACAGAAGAGCCAACUAUGACUACAGCAGCGACUACGGUCACAGAAGAGACAAGUAUGACUACAUCAACAAAUACAGUCACAGAAGAGACAACUAUGACUACAGCAGCGACUGCGGUCACAGAAGAGACAACUAUGACUACAGCAGCGACUAUGUUCACAGAAGAGCCAACUAUCACUACAUCAGCGACUACAGUCACAGAAGAGCCAACUAUGAUUUCAUCAGCAAGUACAGUCACAGAAGAGACAACUAUGACUACAGCAGCGACUGCGGUAACAGAAGAGACAACUUUCACUACGUCAGCUACUGCGGUCAAAGAAGAGACAACUAUGACUACAUCAGCGGCUGCGGUCACAGAAGAGACAACCAUAACUGCAUCAGCGACUGCGGUCAAAGAAGAGACAACUAUGACUACAGCAGUGACUGCGGUCACAGAAGAGACAACUAUGACUGCAUCAGCGACAACGGUCACUGAAGAGACAACUGUGACUACAUCAGAGAGUACAGUCACAGAAGAGCCAACUAUGACUACAUCAGCAACUAUGGUCACAGAAGAGGCAACUAUGACUACAGCAGCGACUGCGGUCACAAAAGAGACAACUAUGAUUACAUCAGCGACUACGGUCACAGAAGAGCCAACUAUGUCUACAGCAGCGACUAUGGUCACAGAAGAGACAACUAUGACUACAUCAGCAAGUACAGUCACAGAAGAGCCAACUAUGACUACAUCAGUGACUACUGUCACAGAAGAGCCAACUAUGACUUCAUCAGCGAGUACAGUCACAGAAGAGCCAAAUAUGUCUACAGCAGCGACUACAGUCACAGAAGAGCCAACUAUGACUACAUCAGCGACUACGGUCACAGAAGAGCCAACUAUGACUACAGCAGCGACUACGGUCACAGAAGAGACAAGUAUGACUACAUCAACAAAUACAGUCACAGAAGAGACAACUAUGACUACAGCAGCGACUGCGGUCACAGAAGAGACAACUAUGACUACAGCAGCGACUAUGUUCACAGAAGAGCCAACUAUCACUACAUCAGCGACUACGGUCACAGAAGAGACAACUAUGACUACAGCAGCGACUGCGGUAACAGAAGAGACAACUUUCACUACGUCAGCUACUGCGGUCAAAGAAGAGACAACUAUGACUACAUCAGCGAGUACAGUCACAGAAGAGCCAACUAUGACUACAUCAGCGACUACGGUCUCAGAAGAGACAACUAUGACUACAGAAGCGACUACGGUCACAGAAGAGCCAACUAUGACUACAGCAGCGACUACAGUCACAGAAGAGCCAACUAUGACUACAGCAGCGACUACGGUCACUGAAGAGACAAUUAUGACUACAGCAGUGACUACGGUCACAGAAGAGACAACUAUGACUACAUCAGCAAAUACAGUCACAGAAGAGACAACUUUCACUACAUCAGCGACUACGGUCACUGAAGAGACAAUUAUAACUACAGCAGCGACCGCGGUCACAGAAGAGACAACCAUGACUCCAUCAGCGGCUGCGGUCACAGAAGAGACAACCAUGACUGCAUCAGCGACUGCGGUCACAGAAGAGACAACUAUGACUGCAUCAGCGACAACGGUCACUGAAGAGACAACUGUGACUACAUCAGCGAGUACAGUCACAGAAGAGCCAACUAUGACUACAUCAGCAACUACGGUCACCGAAGAGCCAAUUAUGACUACAGCAGCGACUGCGGUCACAAAAGAGACAACUAUGAUUACAUCAGCAAGUACAGUCACAGAAGAGACAACUAUGACUACAUCAGUGACUACAGUCACAGAAGAGCCAAUUAUGACUUCAUCAGCGAGUACAGUCACAGAAGAGCCAACUAUGUCUACAGCAGCGACUACAGUCACAGAAGAGCCAACUAUGACUACAUCAGCGACUACGGUCACAGAAGAGCCAACUAUGACUACAGCAGCGACUACGGUCACAGAAGAGCCAACUAUGUCUACAGCAGCGACUACGGUCACAAAAGAGAUAACUAUGACUACAUCAAAAAGUACAGUCACAGAAGAGCCAACUAUGACUACAUCAGCGACUACAGUCAAAGAAGAGACAACUAUGACUACAGCAGCGACUGCGGUAACAGAAGAGACAACAUUCAUUACGUCAGCGACUGCGGUCACAGAAGAGACAACUAUGACUACAGCAGUGACUGCAGUCACAGAAGAGACAACUAUGACUGCAUCAGCGACAACGUUCGCAGAAGAGACAACUGUGACAAUAUCAGCGAGUACAGUCACAGAAGAGACAACUAUGACUACAUCAGCGACUACGGUCACAGAAGAGCCAACUAUGACUACAGCAGGGACUGCGGUCACAGAAGAGUCAACCAUGACUGCAUCAGCAACUGCGGUCACAGAAGAGACAACUAUGACUACAGCAGCGACUGCGGUCACAGAAGAGACAACUAUGACUACAGCAGUGACUGCAGUCACAGAAGAGACAACUAUGACUGCAUCAGCGACAACGUUCGCAGAAGAGACAACUAUGACUACAUCAGCAAGUACAGUCACAGAAGAGCCAACUAUGACUACAUCAGCGACUACAGUCACAGAAGAGCCAACUAUGUCUUCAUCAGCGAGUACAGUCACAGAAGAGCCAACUAUGACUACAGCAGCGACUGCGGUCACAGAAGAGACAACUAUGACUACAGCAGCGACUACAGUCACAGAAGAGACAACUAUGACUACAACAGCGACUGCGGUCACAGAAGAGACAACUAUAACUACAGCCGUGACUGCGGUCACAGAAGAGACAACUAUGACUACAGCAGCGACUGCGGUCACAGACGAGACAACUUUCACUACGUCAGCGACUACGGUUAAAGAAGAGCCAACUAUGACUACAGCAGCGACUGCGGUCAGAGAACAGAAAACUAUAACUACAGCAGCGACUGUGGUCACAGAAGAGACAACCAUGACUCCAUCAGCGGCUGCGGUCACAGAAGAGAAAAACAUGACUGCAUUAGCAACUGCGGUCACAGAAGAGACAACUAUGACUACAGCAGCGACUACGGUCAGAGAAGAGACAACUAUGACUACAUCAGCAAGUACAGUCACAGAAGAGCCAACUAUGACUAUAUCAGCGACUACAGUCACAGAAGAGCCAACUAUGGCUUCAUCAGCGAGUACAGUCACAGAAGAGACAACUAUGACUACAGCAGCGACUAUGGUCACAGAGGAGACAACUAUGACUACAGCAGCGACUGCGGUCACAGAAGAGACAACUAUGACUACAGCAGCGACUACGGUCACAGAAGAGACAACUAUGACUACAGCAGCGACUACUGUCACAGAAGAGACAACUAUGACUACAUCAGCAAAUACAGUCACAGAAGAGACAACUUUCACUACAUCAGCGACUACGGUCACUGAAGAGACAACUAUAACUACAGCAGCGACCGCGGUCACAGAACAGACAACCAUGACUCCAUCAGCGGCUGCGGUCACAGAAGAGACAACCAUAACUGCAUCAGCGACUGCGGUCAAAGAAGAGACAACUAUGACUACAGCAGUGACUGCGGUCACAGAAGAGACAACUAUGACUGCAUCAGCGACAACGGUCACUGAAGAGACAACUGUGACUACAUCAGAGAGUACAGUCACAGAAGAGCCAACUAUGACUACAUCAGCAACUAUGGUCACAGAAGAGCCAACUAUGACUACAGCAGCGACUGCGGUCACAAAAGAGACAACUAUGAUUACAUCAGCGACUACGGUCACAGAAGAGACAACUUUCACUAUGUCAGUGACUACGGUCACAGAAGAGCCAACUAUGACUACAGCAGCGACUACAGUCACAGACGAGACAACUAUAACUACAGCAGCAACCGCGGUCACAGAAGAAACAACUAUGACUACAUCAGCGAGUACAGUCACAGAAGAGCCAACUAUGACUACAGCAGCGACUGCGGUCACAGAAGAGACAACUAUGACUACAGCAGCGACUGUGGUCACAGAAGAGACAACUAUAACUACAGCAGCGACUACAGUCACAGAAGAGCCAACUAUGACUACAUCAGCGACUGCAGUCACAGAAGAGCCAACUAUGACUUCAUCAGCGAGUACAGUCACAGAAGAGCCAACUAUGACUUCAUCAGCGAGUACAGUCACAGAAGAGCCAACUAUGACUACAGCAGCGACUGCGGUCACAGAAGAGACAACUAUAACUACAGCAGCGACUGCGGUCACAGACGAAACAACUAUGACUACAGCAGCGACUGCGGUCACAGAAGAGACAACUAUAACUACAGCAGCGACUACGGUCACAGAACAGACAACUAUGACUACAGCAGCGACUACAGUCACAGAAGAGCCAACUAUGACUACAUCAGCGACUACAGUCACAGAAGAGCCAACUAUGACUUCAUCAGCGAGUACAGUCACAGAAGAGCCAACUAUGACUACAGCAGCAACUACGGUCACAGAAGAGACAACUAUGACUACAGCAGCGACUACGGUCACAGAAGAGACAACUAUGACUACAGCAGCGACUACGGUCACAGAAGAGACAACUAUGACUACAGCACCGACUACGGUCACAGAAGAGCCAUCUAUGACUACAGCAACGACUACAGUCACAGAAGAGCCAACUAUGACUACAUCAGCGAGUACAGUCACAGAAGAGACAACUAUGACUACAGCAGCGACUACGGUCACAGAAGAGACAACUAUAACUACAGCAGCGACUGCGGUCACAGAAGAGACAACUAUGACUACAGCAGCGACUACAGUCACAGACGAGACAACUAUAACUACAGCAGCAACUGCAGUCACAGAAGAGACAACUAUGUCUACAGCAGCAACCGCGGUCACAGAAGAGACAACUAUGACUGCAUCAGCGACAACGGUCGCUGAAGAGACAACUGUGACUACAUCAGCGAGUACAGCCACAGAAGAGCCAACUAGGACUACAUCAGCAACUACGGUCACAAAAGAGACAACUAUGAUUACAUCAGCGACUACGGUCACAGAAGAGCCAACUAUGUCUACAUCAGCGACUACAGUCACAGAAGAGACAACUAUGACUACAUCAGCGACUACAGUCACAGAAGAGCCAACUAUGACUUCAUCAUCGAGUACAGUCACAGAAGAGACAACUAUGACUACAGCAGCGACUGCGGUCACAGAAAAGACAACUAUAACUACAGCAGCGACUAUGGUCACAGAGGAGACAACUAUGACUACAGCAGGCACUACGGUCACAGAAGAGACAACUAUGACUGCAGCAGUGACUGCAGUCACAGAAGAAACAACUAUGACUACAGCAGCGACUGCGGUCACAGACGAGACAACUAUAACUACAGCAGCGACUGCGGUCACAGACGAGACAACUAUGACUACAGCAGCGACUGCGGUCACAGAAGAGACAACUUUCACUAUGUCAGUGACUACGGUCACAGAAGAGCCAACUAUGACUACAGCAGCGACUACAGUCACAGACGAGACAACUAUAACUACAGCAGCAACCGCGGUCACAGAAGAAACAACUAUGACUACAUCAGCGAGUACAGUCACAGAAGAGCCAACUAUGACUUCAUCAGCGAGUACAGUCACAGAAGAGCCAACUAUGACUUCAUCAGCGAGUACAGUCACAGAAGAGCCAACUAUGACUACAGCAGCGACUGCGGUCACAGAAGAGACAACUAUGACUACAGCAGCGACUGCGGUCACAGACGAAACAACUAUGACUACAGCAGCGACUGCGGUCACAGAAGAGACAACUAUAACUACAGCAGCGACUACGGUCACAGAACAGACAACUAUGACUACAGCAGCGACUACAGUCACAGAAGAGCCAACUAUGACUACAUCAGCGACUACAGUCACAGAAGAGCCAACUAUGACUUCAUCAGCGAGUACAGUCACAGAAGAGCCAACUAUGACUACAGCAGCAACUACGGUCACAGAAGAGACAACUAUGACUACAGCAGCGACUACGGUCACAGAAGAGACAACUAUGACUACAGCAGCGACUACGGUCACAGAAGAGACAACUAUGACUACAGCACCGACUACGGUCACAGAAGAGCCAUCUAUGACUACAGCAACGACUACAGUCACAGAAGAUCCAACUAUGACUACAUCGGCGAGUACAGUCACAGAAGAGACAACUAUGACUACAGCAGCGACUACGGUCACAGAAGAGACAACUAUAACUACAGCAGCGACUGCGGUCACAGAAGAGACAACUAUGACUACAGCAGCGACUGCUGUCACAGAAGAGACAACUUUCACUCCGUCAGUGACUGCGGUCACAGAAGAGACAACUAUGACUACAGCAGCGACUGCGGUCUCAGAAGAGACAACUUUGACUACAGCAGCGACUACGGUCACAGAAGAGCCAACUAUGACUACAGCAGCGACUGCUGUCACAGAAGAGACAACUUUCACUACGUCAGUGACUGCGGUCACAGAAGAGCCAACUAUCACUACAUCAGCGACUGCUCUCACAGAAGAGACAACUUUCACUACUCAGUGACUACGGUC